Messenger RNA from Contarinia nasturtii (swede midge), 1208 nucleotides. Its product is annotated as serine protease persephone-like. Gene Ontology annotation, molecular function: serine-type endopeptidase activity; protein binding. The annotation marks the transcript as partial. The transcript is spliced from 7 exons. Gene Ontology annotation, biological process: proteolysis. The record is from RefSeq and is a predicted model, not a curated record. Lineage: Eukaryota; Metazoa; Arthropoda; Insecta; Diptera; Cecidomyiidae.
GUCAUAAAGAUACAGUCAAAUAUCUGGCUCAACAUGAAGCGAAUAUAAAUGCUCGAAAUGAGAGAAAUCAAACUCCGCUAGAGCUAGCAACAGGUUACAAGGAAAUAGCCAAAUUUCUAUUGGAAUAUGAGAACAUUUCAAAAGCCAAAUAUGCAUGCAGUCAAUUUCCCACAGUUCAACGUGUAACAUCAUAUCUUACACAAGGCGAUUUGGCAGAAGAGGGUGAAUUCCCCUGGAUGGCUGCUUUAGUUUACGUCGCUGGUUUGAAAAUUAGUUUCAGAUGCGGCGGUACCAUAAUAUCGGAGCGCUAUAUAAUGACGGCUGCACAUUGCACAAGCGCAUAUCCACCGGUAUUAGUGCGAUUGGGAAAAGUAAAUCGAGCCGAUGAAUCUGCAUCAAAUUACCAAAUAGAAUAUUAUAUAAAAAAUAUCAUACGACAUCCAAAUUAUUCGAUGAGAACGUAUAAGAACGAUAUUGCAUUGCUUCAACUCAGAAAUAGAAUUUUAUUCAACGACAACAUUAGACCGGCAUGCUUGUACACAGAUAUGGGUGAUAUCGAUAAUCGUACAAAACUAAUUGUGACCGGCUGGGGCAACACUAUUCCUGGAGAUCGUGACUCUCAAUCAGAUUUGUUACUUAAGAUUGCGAUUAAUACAAUGCCAUUAAGUGAAUGCAACGCAACCUAUUUGAAUCAUUUUGCACUGAAGAAUCAAACGGCUUUUCGGGAUGGCCUUGAUGACGGUCAGUACUGCGCACAUGAUCCAGAUGGACAAGACCCUUUUAUAAGGGAUGCUUGCCAAGGAGAUAGUGGAGGUCCACUUACACAUAUCCCCAACAAUGAUCCGAAUGAAGCCACAAUAGUUGGUAUCGUUAGUUUUGGCUAUAGUUGUGCUUUGGAAUUGCCCGGCAUUUACACGCGCGUUGCUCAUUAUAUACCUUGGAUUGUAUCCGUCGUCUGGCCAUAAAAUUAACAUUUUUUAAGCAAAUUUUAUCACACUUAUUUAAUAAUAACUAAGAUAAUAACUUUCUGAAAAAUAUUCAAACAGAUAAAAACGAUGCGUUGUGCAAAUUGCAUUGUUCUACAUAUGUAAUAUUCGCAAUUUUUUGUAAAUUCAAUCAAUACGAUACUCUUUUCAUAGAAAUAAACACAGAAGAAUUACGGCUUGUAGUACGAAAAAGUUCAUCUUAUAGUAAUGUUCUUAUUUUUA